Molecule: messenger RNA, 885 nt
Organism: Spirometra erinaceieuropaei
Lineage: Eukaryota; Metazoa; Platyhelminthes; Cestoda; Diphyllobothriidea; Diphyllobothriidae
Source: the annotation of a GenBank genome assembly
AUGGGCCUAUUCGGCCACAUGCGCAUCCACGAGAGCGGAAUUGACCGCAGCCUUGACACACCCACCCCGCCGAGCCCCACUCCCAAUCCAUCACCCUGUGCACCCUGUGCACCCACUAACCACUCCCCAGCCGACAUCGACGCCACCGACCUUACCACCCCUCACUCCUCCCCUUCCUCCUACUCUUCCUCCUUCACUGCCACAACGACGGCCGCUUCGGCGUCUGUCGCCCACGACUUCACCACAGCCGAACCUGGCACAACAACAGGCACAACCCCUGCAACCUCCAUCAUCAGACGUGAGGGCCAGGGCUACAUCUGCCCUCACUGCGAUCGCACAUUCACUUCACGCAUUGGCCUGGUCGGUCAUUUGCGAAUCCAUCGCACAGAGACUGGCGAACCAGUGCCUGGAGCACCAACCUACACUCACCGCACUCGCCUCUACUGCCCACACUGCCCUCGCACCUUCACGCAUCGCAUGGGCCUAUUCGGCCACAUGCGGAUCCACGAGAGCGGAAUUGACCACAAUUCCGAUACAGCCACGACAUCCAACACAUCCACCACGCCCAGACCCAUCCUCGCUCCACCGUCACACGUGCCGACCACCACCACCACCGCCACCACCAUCAACACCACUGCUUCCUCUUCAGCUGACACCGACACCGACACCGCCAACCUUUCAUGCCCACAUUGUCCACGCACCUUCACCUCACGCAUCGGCCUGGUCGGUCACCUGGAAAUCCAUCGCACAGAGACUGGCGAACCAGUGCCUGGAGCACCAACCUACACCCACCGCACUCGCCUCGGCUGCCCACAAUGCCCUCGCACCUUCAGGCAUCGCAUGGGUCUAUUCGGCCACAUGCGCAUCCACAACGACCUGCGGUAG